CGAGCAACGAGGUUACGUAAAUGGCAGCUUAGCCAGCUCGUGACUUUCCUUGUAUUCUUCGCAUUUUGUUAUCGCCAUUUUGAAGUACCAUUUUCACUUUUCUGUGGCAGAUAUUAAUUUAAUGGAAGGCACGCCAGAGAGCGAGUGUGUGUUGUGAGGAGUGAGUCGAAGCAGGCUGUGACUAGGUUACUUGUUAUUUAAACAAUCGUUCAUGCACUUUAAAACCGAUCAAAAAUGAAGUACUUAGUGUCUUACACCACAUUAUUAUACAUAAUUAUUUCUGUUAAUUAUGCCUCGUCAUAUGUGAAUAUAACUGGAGUGUAUGAUGAACCAACGACAUCUACAAAGAAAUAUGACAUUAAACACUCUCUUCAGUUGGCGUGCAAUGUAACAACAGAUAUUAAGGACAUCACUGUUAGAUGGGAAAAAGAGGGAAAACUGAUUAGUGCCAUCGAAGCCCUUAAAAAUAGAAUAAAGAUUUCAGGCGUCAAUGGUCUUUAUAAUCUAACAAUUAAGGGCGCGGAGGAAAAUGAUGGUGGAAAUUAUUCUUGCAUCGCCUUCAGCGGUGGUGUUGAGCUUGCACGAGCUAAUAUUACUGCAGCAAGCAGAAUUUAUAUUAGGACACCAAGAAAUAUUAACGUAGUUGAAGGUGAGAAACUGAGAAUCCACUGUCAGGUUCACGGAAAUCCACUGCCAGAUAUAUCAUGGUUUGUUGAAAGACAUCUCCCUGAUGGUACAACACAGAACGAAACUUACUACUCGUCAAGGGACAGGGUAACAUUAGAAGAAGAUGACAGACACAUAGUCAAUUCCGUUUUUAUAAUUAACGAAGUUACAAUGGAGGAUCGUGGAAAUUAUUCGUGCCGGGGGUACUUAAACAUCACCGAAGCCCAUGAUGAAUCGUACACAAUGGUCCGAGUUAAAGAUAAAUAUGCAGCUUUAUGGCCUUUCCUAGGCAUCUGCGCUGAGGUGUUCGUUCUCUGUGCCAUAAUUCUAAUUUAUGAGAAAAAACGAAACAAAACAGAAUUGGAAGAAAGUGACACCGAUCAAAGCCCCGAUCAAAAAAAUACCCCAGACCACGGAGGUAAAGAUUCCAACCUCAGGCACAGACAGUGAAAAUUUUAAAAAUCGUAAUUAAAAAAUAAUAUCGCUACCUAUAGGUCCUAACUUUCAAAAAAAAAAAA
Agrilus planipennis (emerald ash borer) is the source of this 1184-nucleotide messenger RNA. It is a transcript of the gene Bsg, whose product is annotated as neuroplastin. The record is from RefSeq and is a predicted model, not a curated record. The transcript has 6 exons. Bases 235 to 1116 code for a protein of 293 amino acids. NCBI's taxonomy places the organism in Eukaryota, Metazoa, Arthropoda, Insecta, Coleoptera, Buprestidae.